AGUUGGCCUCAACAUCAGCAACGAGAAGACCGAAAUUAUUGCGCUGAAUACUAUCAACACACGCCCAAUCUAAUCGAUAAUGAAGAUCUUCCUUACACAGAUAGAUUUACCUAUCUCGGCAGCGUCAUCAAUGGAGAUGGACGAACUGAACUGGACAUCCACAGCUGUUUCAACAAGACCAGAAACUCACUCAACAUGAUGAAUAAGGUAUGGCGCUCUUCCACUUACAGUACUCGUACUAAGCUGAAACUCUAUCACAGCUGCGUCCUAAAAAAUUGGAGAAGUAUUUAUCACAACUCUCCACAUUUCACACCGGGAGCGUUCUGCGUACCCUACGCAACUUCUGGCCAAAUUUAA
Molecule: messenger RNA, 357 nt
Organism: Pocillopora meandrina
Lineage: Eukaryota; Metazoa; Cnidaria; Anthozoa; Scleractinia; Pocilloporidae
Source: the annotation of a GenBank genome assembly